Messenger RNA from Manis javanica (Malayan pangolin), 1805 nucleotides. RefSeq names its product sphingomyelin phosphodiesterase acid like 3B (gene SMPDL3B). NCBI's taxonomy places the organism in Eukaryota, Metazoa, Chordata, Mammalia, Pholidota, Manidae. The record is from RefSeq and is a predicted model, not a curated record. Gene Ontology annotation, biological process: sphingomyelin catabolic process. Gene Ontology annotation, molecular function: sphingomyelin phosphodiesterase activity.
CUGCUGGGCAAAGGAGGAAAAGCCAGAGGAGGCUGGGCCUUGGAUUACAGCAUAACUGGUCAGGAAGUUCUCUCUGCGGCCACACACCUAGUUAUUGUUGUGCUGUGUGAACAACAGCGCUGACGGAAUCCCAUGGCUCCCAUGAGACGGACCUCUAAGAUGGAGCUGCUCCCACUGCUGGUUUUCCUGGCCCCCUGGGGAGUCGCUGUGGCUGAACUAGGGAAGUUCUGGCACAUCUCUGACCUGCACCUUGACCCGGACUACAAGGUAUCUGAAGACCCCUUCCAGGUGUGCCCGUCAGCCGGCUCCCGGCCCGUGCCCGGCGCGGGCCCCUGGGGCGACUACCUCUGCGACUCGCCGUGGGUGCUGGUCAACUCCUCCGUCUGGACCAUGAGGGAGAUCGAGCCGGAGCCAGACUUCAUUCUCUGGACUGGUGAUGACACACCUCAUGUGGCCGACGAGAGGCUGGGAGAGGAGGCUGUGCUGGCAAUUGUGGAACGCCUGACCAAGCUCAUCAGAGAGGUCUUUCCAGAAACUAAAGUCUAUGCUGCUAUGGGAAAUCAUGACUUUCACCCAAAAAACCAGUUUCCAGCAGGGAGCAACAAUAUCUACAAUCAGGUAGCAGAACUGUGGAGACCCUGGCUCAAUAACGAAUCCAUGGCUCUCUUCAAAGAAGGUGCCUUCUAUUCUGAGAAGUUGCCAGGGCUGAGUGGGGCUGGGCGAAUUGUGGUCCUCAACACCAAUCUGUACUAUAGCAACAAUGAGCGGACGGCCAGCAUGACUGACCCCAGCCAGCAGUUUCAGUGGCUGGAAGAUGUGUUGACCAACGCAUCCCGAGCUGGGGAAAUGGUGUACAUUAUUGGCCACGUGCCCCCGGGGUUCUUUGAGAAGAAGCAGAACAAAGCAUGGUUCCGGGAGGGUUUCAACGAGGAGUACCUGAAGGUGGUCCAGAGGCACUACCGGGUCAUUGCAGGGCAGUUCUUCGGGCACCACCACACUGACAGCUUUCGGAUGUUCUAUGAUGAUGCAGGUGCCCCCAUCAGUGUCAUGUUCCUUACACCUGGAGUCACCCCAUGGAAAACCACAUUACCUGGAGUGGUCAACGGGGCCAACAAUCCAGGCAUCCGGGUGUUCGAAUAUGACCGAUCCACACUGAGACUGCAGGACAUGGUGACCUACUUCAUGAAUCUGAGCCAGGCCAACGCGCAGGGGACGCCAAUCUGGCAGCUUGAGUACCGGGUGACCGAGGCCUACGGGGUGCCCGACGCAGGCGCCCGCUCCAUGCACGCGGCACUUGGCCGCAUCGCCAGCGACCAGGACGUGCUGCAGCGCUACUACGUCUACAACUCGGUCAGCCAAGACUUGCAGGCCUGCGGCGAGGCUUGCCGCGCCAAGCACGUGUGCGCGCUGCGCGAGGUGGCCUUCGACGCGUACGCCGCCUGCCUGCGCGCCCCCGGCGUCGCGCCCGCGCCCCGGCUUGCGCUCCUGCUCACGGCGCUGCUGGGCCUGCGCGCGCUGCUCCAGCAGUGAUCGCGGACGCUGCCCGCCAGCUGGGCUCGUCUUUCCCCUCGGGAAAGGGGCAGCAACAUCUUCCCCGGACCCCCAGCAUACCUGUUUUCCACGAUUGGCCCCGGUCCGCAGAGAGCGACCUGGGAUGGGACAACCGGAGCAGGAAAUGAAGCACGGAGACCCCGCCACAAGCACAUUUCAUUCAUGUUUCAUGUUUUAACCAAAGAACAGUGCUCAUCGUCUAUUUUGUGUGUUCUUUUACUCGGCAAAUAAAGUUUACUGCCCUUGCACAGUUA